CGAGGCCGAUCCCAUUCCAGAGGGCGUUCACGGUCUAGUCCAUCCGCAGCCCUUCCAGGCCGGUGGCAGCUCACCUGGAGACUCACCUACGUUUACGCCGGCGCUCUUACUUGCUGAGAUACCCGGGUCUUCAUCACAGCCGAGUCAUAAUGCAUACAUGGAGGAGCGUGAUAACGUUGAUUGGGCGGCGUUACGCGCUUCAUUAGCUGAUGAGCGGCCUGUGAGGAAUUUAGAGGGAGCCCGGAUUCUUGACUUUGAUGAGUUUUUGAUCCCGGAUUCGGCGCCAGCGGGUCCAUCAGAGCCACCCACUCAGCCUGCCGAGGCAGAGGUGUCUUCUCAUGAGACUACCGAGGCGCAUGAUUCGGCGCCAGCGGGUCCAUCAGAGCCACCCACUCAGGCAUUUUCUCAUGGGUCUGCCGAGCCAGCAGUGUCUUCCCAUAUGACUACCGAGCCACAGGAUUCGGCGCCAGUGGGUCCACAAGAGCUGCCCAUUCCGGAGCAUUCUCAUCAGCCUGCCGAGGUAGAGGUGUCUUCUCAUGAGACUACCGAGGCGCAUGUAAGUUUUUUACUUAAACUAAUUUUAUUCAAUAUAAGGUAAAUGUUUAUUUAAUUUUUAUAACCUUUACUUGGACUUCGAACAACAUCUCGUCCAGGAGACUACCUCAUAUUCACCAUCACAUCCAUCUC
Lycium barbarum (goji berry) is the source of this 687-nucleotide messenger RNA. RefSeq lists its product as uncharacterized. The record is from RefSeq and is a predicted model, not a curated record. The transcript is spliced from 4 exons. NCBI's taxonomy places the organism in Eukaryota, Viridiplantae, Streptophyta, Magnoliopsida, Solanales, Solanaceae. Bases 158 to 598 code for a protein of 146 amino acids.